AGUAGGAUAUCCCCACACGGCCACACUACUGACAACAAUGUCGACUUCGUUCUCUCAGGAGCUACUCAUAUCCACACUCGUGUUGCUCCUUGUUCCCCUCUACUUCUACCUCAAGUCCAGUAGAUCAAAGAGCCCAGCAGUGCUCCCCACAAACUGGCCAAUCGUAGGCGUGCUGCCUUCCCUCCUGGCAAACCUCCACAACUUGCACGACUAUCUCACUGCCGUCCUCGCCGGAUCAGGCCACAACUUCCGCGCGAACGGCCCACCCGGGACCGGGAUGCGGUUCUUCGUCACAUGCGAUCCGGAGAACGUCCGGCACAUCUUCACGACGAACUACGCGAACUUCCCCAAGGGCGCCGAGUUCGCCAUGAUCUUCGACAUCAUGGGCGGCAGCUUCUUCACCAUCGACGGGGAGCCGUGCCGUCGCCAGCGCGCCAAGAUCCAGAGCGUGCUCACGAACCCCCGGUUGCUCGCGCGGAUGACCGCCUGCUGCCGCGACAAGGUGGAGAACGGCCUCCUCCCGGUGUUUACCAGCAUGGCGAGCACCGCGACUCCCUUCGACGUGCAGGAUUUGAUAACGAGGUUUGUGUUCGACCUGACCGCCACGCCUGUCUUCGGCGUGGACCCUGGCCUCCUGUCCUCCGACAUGCCGCCCAUGGACCGCGCCGUCGCCAUGGACACGGUCAUGGAGGUGGCCCUGUUCCGGCACACCGUGCCGGCUUCUUGGUGGAAGUUGAUGAGGCGGCUGAACAUCGGCCCAGAGAGAAAGCUCGCCGCUGCGCACACGGUGCUACAUGGAUUCAUCACGGAGAUGAUGGAGAUGAGAAAGAACGAACACGUUGGGAAUGAGGGAGCUCCUUCCUCCGUGGACAUAUUGUCUUCCUACAUCGACGACCCAGACUACCAAGACGACGAAUUGCUCCGUGCGACGCUCAUCAACUACAUGAUCGCGGGGAGGGACACGAUCGGAACGACCUUGCCAUGGGUUUUGUAUAACCUUGCCCAAAACCCUCGUGUCGUGUCCAUCAUCCGCAGCGAGCUUUCAUCCAUCGCAGCACGUAAACCAGCAGCAGCCACAGGUGCCGGCGACAUGGUGGUCUUUGAGUCGGAGGAGACCAAAUCUCUGGUCUAUAUGAAAGCCGCCCUAUACGAGUCUCUCAGGCUGUAUCCGCCGGGCCCCAUCGAACGUAAGACGGUGGUCGCUGACGAUGUGAUGCCGAGUGGCCAUGAGGUGCACGCCGGUGACACCCUGUUCGUUUCUCUCCACUCCAUGGGUAGGAUGGAAGGUGUGUGGGGUAAAGACUGCCUGGAGUACAACCCGGAUAGGUGGCUCUCGGACGACGGGCAGAAGAUGAGGUACGUGCCGUCUCACAAGUUCCUGGCGUUCAACUCGGGCCCGAGGAUGUGCCUCGGCAAGGACAUUGCGCUUAUGCAGAUGAAGACCGUCGUCGCCGCGGUGGUGUGGAACUUUGAUGUGGAGGUGGUUCAAGGGCAAAGCAUCGAGCCGAAGCUAUCUUGCAUACUGCAGAUGAAAAAUGGACUCACGAUAAAGCUGAAGAAGCGGGAAAUGUAACCUGCUUUGGUCUUUGAAAAAUUGUAAUCGUAUUCUGAGUGGCUCUUUCGAGGUACAGGACCUCAGGGUAUUUUGUAAGCUUAUUGUGACGAUAUGAAUAAAAAUCCAUGGGUUGGUA
Messenger RNA from Lolium perenne, 1691 nucleotides. RefSeq names its product noroxomaritidine synthase 1-like. Lineage: Eukaryota; Viridiplantae; Streptophyta; Magnoliopsida; Poales; Poaceae. Gene Ontology annotation, molecular function: monooxygenase activity; oxidoreductase activity, acting on paired donors, with incorporation or reduction of molecular oxygen; heme binding. The record is from RefSeq and is a predicted model, not a curated record.